AUGUCCAGUGUUUGGUUGAGCGUGUUCUUCAUCUGGCUGGAGAACAUGUACCAGCUGACACGCAACAGUAAGUACAUGCUGAGAGUGGAUCUGGAAGACUUUCUUGGAAGGAAAGAUUUUGCUCUGUUCUCAUUCUUCUCUGUGGGUCCUGAAACUGAUGGGUAUAAACUGCAUGUUUCAGGAUUCAAGGCUGGAGGAGCAGGCGACUCUUUAACCGAACACAGCAAUCAGAAAUUCUCCACCUUUGACAGGGAUCAAGACUCUAAUGCAACUAACUGUGCCAGACAGUAUCUCGGGGGAUUUUGGUACAAAACGUGUCACGCAGCAAACCCCAAUGGUGUGUAUUUAUGGGGUGAAGAUUCCACCCAUUAUGCCAUUGGAAAUAUAUGGAAGACCUGGAAGAACAGUUUCACUGUUGGUAUGAAAUCCAUCAUCAUGAAGAUCAGACGUGUAUCUUAG
Sinocyclocheilus grahami is the source of this 459-nucleotide messenger RNA. Its product is annotated as microfibril-associated glycoprotein 4-like. Gene Ontology annotation, biological process: blood coagulation; positive regulation of heterotypic cell-cell adhesion; blood coagulation, common pathway. Gene Ontology annotation, cellular component: fibrinogen complex. The transcript has 3 exons. Lineage: Eukaryota; Metazoa; Chordata; Actinopteri; Cypriniformes; Cyprinidae. The record is from RefSeq and is a predicted model, not a curated record. Gene Ontology annotation, molecular function: protein-macromolecule adaptor activity; extracellular matrix structural constituent. The coding region runs from base 1 to 459 and encodes 152 amino acids.